GUUGGCAACACUAGCAGCACUGCUGGAAGUCUUGUGUGUGUGUGUGUGUUGUUGCUGCUGGUUGCUGUUCUGGUUUGUGCUUCUAAGGGUUUGAAUCAAAGCGCAAGAUGAUAUUUCACUUCCGUGAUGGGCACUUCUGAGUGGCACAGCACAUGAGUAUUGUGGCGCACAAUUCGGAACAUGCAGCGUCGCGGUGGAAUGUGCCGUGACAGCCGGAGAGAAGACGGCGACCAUGGUACAGGUGAAGAUGACGGUCGAGUUCGCAGGCACCCUCCCGGUCUCAGGGGUCGAGAGAUCGGCCUCUUUUACGCGAGGCAAAGCAGGAACCGGCGUCAGAUGCGCCAGCAGAAGAUACACCAGAGCGUCACCAUCCCAGCUGACUGUGAACUGGAGCUGUCUCACGCCUUGGCCGAAGUGCGCUCGGAACGUCCCGGCAUAGCAGGUGCCUUUGACAAGUCUUCCUUCAAUGUUUUGGAACAUUUCUCGACCGGAGGAGGUCGCGCUGCACGCUACGCGUCGAGACCGUGUGACUCGAAGCUCGACCAACAGCUGCUCGACUCCUUCCACGAGAAUCAACGACUGCCACGUGUGCAACAGAUGCUGCAGUUUCGAAAACGGCUGCCCACCUACAAGAUGAGAGAGGAAAUCGUGGAGCUGGUGGAGACCAGUCGAGUGGUGGUGAUAAGCGGAGAGACUGGUUCGGGGAAGACCACCCAGAUCCCGCAGUUCAUUCUGGACCAUUACAUAUGCAACAAGAAAGGGUCGAGCUGCAAAGUGAUCUGCACUCAGCCUCGCAGGAUCAGCGCCAUUUCCGUCGCGGAACGUGUGGCGGCAGAGCGAGGGGAACGCUGCGGAGACGGGAGUAGCGCCGGCUACCACAUUCGCCUCGAAUGCAAGGUGCCUCGCGAUUCUGGCUCCAUUCUCUUCUGCACGACGGGAAUUCUCUUGCAGCAGCUGCAGAGUGACCCCUUCAUAUCAGCCGCAUCACAUAUCAUCUUGGAUGAAGUUCACGAACGUGACCUGCAGACUGAUUUUCUCUUGGUCAUCCUCAAGGAGUUGCUUUGUGCUCGUCCCGACCUCCGCAUCAUCCUCAUGAGUGCUACCAUCAACGCGCAUCUGUUCUCAGAAUAUUUUGGGGGUUGUCCCAUGUUAAAGAUCCCAGGCGUUGCUUUUCCCGUCGAAGUGUUCCACUUGGAGGAUGUCAUUGAAGUAACAGGAUAUCGAGGAAACGACACGAGGAGAAGAAAGCAGUCCCACAUUGAAGUAGAUGGCGCUUUCUUACGGAACCUACAAGGAAGGUACUCCUCUCGGACAGUGGAUGUUUUGAAAGAGUGGAACGAAGAUGACCUGGACCUGGAGUUGGCGUCUGUUCUUGUGCGACACAUCUGUAACACGAAGCCUGAUGGCGCCAUCCUUGUCUUCCUGCCUGGCUGGGAAGCUAUCAGCGAACUGAACAAGAUGCUGGCUGGGCUUCGUGCGCUGGUCAUCCCUCUGCACUCCAUGAUGCCCACAGUCAACCAGAGGGAGGUAUUCGACAGACCACCACCCGGAGUUCGCAAAAUUGUUCUGGCUACGAACAUUGCUGAAACAAGCAUCACAAUUGAUGACGUCGUGUACGUUAUCGACUGCGGCAAGAUGAAAAUGUCGAACUUUGACGUGGAGAAGAACCUCGCCACACUGCAGCCCGAGUGGGUGGCUGCGGCCAAUGCACGACAACGCAAGGGUCGUGCUGGCAGGGUGCAGCCCGGCACAUGCUAUCGUCUCUAUACGUCCUGGAGGGAAAUGCAGCUGGAAGCGUACCAAGCACCGGAGAUGCUGCGCACCAGAUUGGAGAACCUGAUACUGAAGAUAAAGAUUCUGAAGCUGGGGAAUGCGCAACAGUUUCUGGAAAAAGCCAUGAACCCUCCCUCGCACGAUGCCGUACGUCUCUCAGUCGAGUUCUUGGAAAGUCUGAAAGCACUGGAUGAGAUGGAGAUGCUAACUCCCCUGGGGUACCACUUGGCCCGGCUUCCUCUUGAGCCUCAGACAGGAAAGAUGAUAAUCCUUGCCUGCAUCUUCUCCUGCCUCGAUCCCAUCCUUACGGUGGCUGCAAGUCUGAGCUUCAAGGAUGCCUUCGUCAUUCCACUGGGAAAAGAAAAAAUUGUGGACAUGACCAAGUUGCGGUUUGCGGGCGACACCAGGAGCGACCACCUUAUGCUAGUCAACGUCUUUCAUGAAUGGGAAAAGGCGAAACAGGUGGGCAAAGAAGGCUAUUUCUGUUACGAAAACUUCCUGUCCAGGUCGACGCUACAUAUGCUCGCAAACAUGAGGAAGCAGUUCGUGGACUACCUCAGGGACCUGAAUUUCAUCAACACUUCCAACGCUAAAGAUCCACGGUUCAAUCGGAACUCUGAUAGCAGCAAGGUGGUGACGGCAGUCAUCUGCGCAGGACUGUACCCAAACGUGGCCAGGGGAAGCUUUACGAAGAACCAGAGACUGAAGACAUUGUGUACAAAGACAGAGAAAUCUGUGGUACUUCAUCCAAAGUCUGUCAAUUGCAUGCAAAGUGGAUUCUGGAGCGAAUGGUUCGUGUACUACACCAAGAUUAAGUCGACGAGGGUGUUCCUGCAUGAUGUGACACCUGUCUCUGCACUUCCUUUGCUGCUCUUUGGAGGGCUGCUCAAGCUAGAUGGGUCACUUGUGCUGCUGGAUGGCUGGAUCUCUAUGGCAUGCCAGCCUGAACUAGGCAUACUGAUCAAGGAGGUGCGGCGAGAGCUCGAUGGAAUCCUGGAAAAGAAGAUAAACCGGAAUGGGGACGACCAGUUAUCUGGCGCGCAGAUGCGCCUUCUAGACGUCAUCGUCCACAUUCUGUCCAGAGAGACCAGCAGCAUUCCAGAUAUGUUUCCCAGCAACAAAGAACAACUGUGAUAAAGUUUAGUUUUUAUUGCUUCUUCACCUUCUGCUCUGAUGGGGGAACCUGCAAGCAGAGGAGAUGAAAGUGUCAGUGCUGUGGUACAUAGUAUGUACAUAUGUGGUAUGGACAGCUAUAAUGGACAGCUAUAAAGUGCAAACAUUUCAAA
Molecule: messenger RNA, 3059 nt
Organism: Ornithodoros turicata
Lineage: Eukaryota; Metazoa; Arthropoda; Arachnida; Ixodida; Argasidae
Product: ATP-dependent DNA/RNA helicase DHX36-like
Exons: 25
Coding region: 181-2907 (908 amino acids)
Cellular component (GO): cytoplasm; intracellular anatomical structure
Molecular function (GO): RNA helicase activity; DNA helicase activity; G-quadruplex DNA binding
Source: RefSeq, a predicted model, not a curated record